AUGGUGGUCAACUUUAUGGGCACCCAGCGGUGGAUAUCGUCGUCGUGGGGGCUCCAAUUGAAAGUCAUGUCCAAGUGGCAGGCCUGGUUUGGCCCGGACCGCCAGUUGGCCGGGUACACGGAGGAGUACGCCGGCGGCCUCACGUUCAAGACGGUCAAGGGCGCCGGCCACAUGGUGCCCGCGACGCGGCCGCUGCAUGCGCUCUACAUGUUUGAGUGCUUUGUGUUUGGGACCGCCGCGUGCUCCAACUGGACGUACCCCCGCGACAACCUCGAGUACUUGAGCGGCGACGACGUUGCAUAUACCGAUGACAGCACGACCGACGCGACCGGCCAUGACGUUGUGCACGACCUGAGUCUGUACGGGAUGAUCGCUGUAUUUGCCGCGAUGGCGAUCGCUGUCAUGGCAAAAAAGCACUUGGACCGAACGACUGCGUAUGCGAAAUUGUAA
This is a messenger RNA of Aphanomyces invadans, 450 nucleotides long. RefSeq lists its product as hypothetical. Gene Ontology annotation, biological process: proteolysis. The transcript has a single exon. The coding region runs from base 1 to 450 and encodes 149 amino acids. NCBI's taxonomy places the organism in Eukaryota, Oomycota, Saprolegniomycetes, Saprolegniales, Verrucalvaceae. The record is from RefSeq and is a predicted model, not a curated record. Gene Ontology annotation, molecular function: serine-type carboxypeptidase activity.